This is a messenger RNA of Prosopis cineraria, 2590 nucleotides long. Its product is annotated as endoplasmic reticulum oxidoreductin-1-like. Gene Ontology annotation, cellular component: endoplasmic reticulum membrane; endoplasmic reticulum. The transcript is spliced from 10 exons. Gene Ontology annotation, biological process: protein folding in endoplasmic reticulum. The coding region runs from base 840 to 2222 and encodes 460 amino acids. Gene Ontology annotation, molecular function: FAD binding; thiol oxidase activity; protein-disulfide reductase activity. NCBI's taxonomy places the organism in Eukaryota, Viridiplantae, Streptophyta, Magnoliopsida, Fabales, Fabaceae. The record is from RefSeq and is a predicted model, not a curated record.
UCUGCACCACCACCACCGGCGACACCUCUUCCUCCCCGUAUUCCUUCGUCCUUCCUCACCUCCUUAGCGGGCGCCACCUAAUUCUUCUCCGCUAUCGUCACCUCCUUCUCUGUGAAUCUGUGCUUGCGGGGGGGCCACCAGCGUACGGCUGCCUCUUUCUCCUCUUCGCCUUCCUUUGCUUGUUUGGAAUCCCAGAUUUUGGGUUGCGAAUUAACAUUUUUGUUUGAAUCUUUUCUUUUUUUUUUCGCUUAUGAAAUUUAACCCGAUUUUGUUGGAAUUUGUUCAAAUCGAUUUAAUUUGAGUUGAAAUCUUGAUCUGGGUUGAAUCAAAUUUGAAUCUGUUCUAUUGCCGGCGGGAAAGCCAUUGGGUGGCGGACGGAAAUCUGUUGAGGGUAUUAUGGUAUUUUUAUUUUUAUACAUAUUUAAUUAAAUAUAAAGAUUAAAUUUGUUUUAGUCAUAGAAUUCAACGGGGUCCUUUAUUUCUUUCUUGCCCAUUGUUUGUCUUAAUGGAAAACCAUAAACAGCGGCCAUCGUCCUCAAGUUCAAUUCCUGCCUCCGGAAUCCUGAGAUUUGAUUUUCUUCCUUUCUAAGAAGACCUUGGACUAGAAAAGUAAAACCUCCCCUAACCCCACUGACGCGCGUUAAAUGCGUGCAACUCUUUCGCCACAUUGCAUUUCCCCGAAACUCACGCUACUGGGAUUAUUCCAGGCAGUCUGAGAUUUUUCCCUUCGUUCUUCUCUUGGUCGGUUUUCUCUCAGCCAUUGAACAAUAGCUCUUGGGUUUCGGAGAAUCCUGGCUCUUUGUGUCGAAAGCACGGAUAUUAGUUCAGAUUCGGACAAGAUGGGUUCGAAGGUCGAGAAGAAAGGCUAUGGGAUCCGAUGGGUUUGGGUGCUGGUUGCUCUCGUUGCGGUGUUUGUUGCCAUGGCUAUGUCAUCUUCAACUUCUCCCAAAAUAUCUCUUUUUGGAGCUAUUAACAGAGCUUGUCAGUGUGCUCAGGGCACUCACAAGUAUAGUGGGAUAGUGGAGGAUUGCUGUUGUGAUUAUGAGACCGUGAAUAAUCUUAAUGUGGAAGUGUUGUAUCCAUCACUUCAGGAGCUUGUGAAAACCUCAUUCUUUCGAUAUUUCAAGGUUAAGUUAUGGUGUGACUGCCCCUUUUGGCCUGAUGAUGGUAUGUGUCGCUUGCGGGACUGCAGUGUAUGUGAAUGUCCAGAUAGUGAGUUUCCGGAAUUAUUCAAGAAGCCUCACCGCCUUCCAUUGGAUGACCUUAUUUGUCAAGAAGGAAAACCUCAAGCAGCUGUUGAUCGAACCGUAGAUAGAAAAGCUUUCAGAGGAUGGACAGAAACUGACAAUCCCUGGACAAAUGAUGAUGAGACCGACAAUGAUGAAUUGACUUAUGUGAAUCUUCAACUGAAUCCUGAAAGAUAUACUGGUUACAGUGGUCCAUCUGCAAGAAGGAUAUGGGAUGCUAUCUAUUCUGAGAACUGCCCUAAAUAUCCCUCUGAAGAGUUAUGCCAGGAGGAAAAAAUUUUGUAUAAAUUGAUAUCUGGUCUUCACUCCUCCAUAUCGAUACAUAUAGCUGCUGAUUAUCUACUGGAUGAAGCGUCAAACUUGUGGGGUCAGAAUCUUACUUUGAUGUAUGAUCGAGUCUUAAAAUACCCAGAUCGUGUCAGAAAUUUGUACUUCACUUUCCUUUUUGUCCUACGAGCAGUAACCAAAGCUGGGGAGUAUCUAGAACAGGCUGAAUAUGAUACAGGGAACCCCAUUGAGGACCUUAAGACACAAUCCUUGAUGAGACAGAUGCUUUACAACCCCAAAUUUCAAGCUGCUUGUCCGGUUCCGUUUGAUGAAGCUAAGCUGUGGAAAGGCAAAAGUGGUCCGGAGCUUAAACAGAAAAUUCAACAGCAGUUCCGAAAUAUUAGUGCAAUAAUGGAUUGUGUGGGAUGCGAGAAGUGUCGGUUAUGGGGAAAACUUCAGGUUCAGGGUCUGGGGACAGCAUUAAAAAUUCUCUUUACUGUCGAUGGUCAAGAAAAUGGGGAUCAAACACUGCAGUUGCAAAGAAAUGAAGUAAUUGCCUUGAUGAAUCUCCUUAAUCGACUGUCAGAAUCUGUCAAAUUUGUUCAUGAAAUGGGACCCACAGCUGAGAGAAUUUUUGAAGGGCAUCUUUCUGCUCAUGGUUUGAUCAGCUCAUGGAAAAGAAUCUGGUCAUAUGUAGUCAAAGCAUAGGCAGCAAUUGUUAAGCCCAGUGUCAUACUGUACACAUUACAACCGAAACAGGGAAGGCUUGAGAAGCCAUUGACUGAAAAUUUUACAAGGACAUGAUAGUUGUGUAUAUUGACCAAACUGUAUGUAGCAAAUUUGAAAAUUUUGAACACAGGCUAAGAAUCGCAUCAUUGUGAGACACCCUCUUGCUUGAGCACAUAAAAUAACAAAUUUACCUCAAGAUUAUUGGUCAAAACACUAAUAAUAUGUAGGGAUCGUUGAGGGGCCGACAAGCUCAUCGUGAUAUGUAUGUUUUCUAUAACUCUGCUGAAAGAGAAUCUAUGGCACUCCCCUAAAUUAAAGAAGGUGGUGUUUGAACCACAAGUCUCUCA